GCGUGUAAGUUUUCAAGAGCUGGUGAUAGAAAAAUAAGAAGGGUACCAUAGAGAGAGAGAGAGAGGGGUUGCCCAGAAACAGCAACACCUGAUGGCCAACCGUUUUGUCUCUCCAAAAAAACUCCUCAAAACUAGCCUCCGCCCUCUCAACUCCGCCUCUCCCUCCUCCAUCACCGCCGUCUCUCCCCUCAACUUAGACGAAAAACCCACCAGCCCCUUGUCAAACUCAAUCAUCAAUCUUGAUGACACCAAGUCCCUCUUCUCCUCCCACUCCACCACAAAGCUCCUCCGGUCGGCUAUCAACCUCCAUGCGGCCGCGGCCGACCCGGCGGUCGAUCUAGGCACGUGGGUCAUGAACUCUAAGCUCAUGGACACGGGUUUGCUGCGCGGGGUGAUUCGGCACACGUUCUUUGAACAAUUUUGCGCUGGUGAGAACCCGGCCGAGGCGUGCAGGAAAGUCGGCGAGAUUUGGGAUUCUGGGCUUAGAGGGAUGCUGAAUUACGCGUUGGAACAUGCGGGUGAUAACGAGUCGUGUGAUCGGAAUUUGGAUGGGUUUCUUCGGACGGUUGAAGCCGCGAAAUCGCUCCCUCCAUCUUCUGUAAGCUGUGUGGUAGUGAAGGUCACAGCAAUUUGCCCCGUUGGUUUGCUCAAGAGAGUAAGCGAUCUCCUGAGAUGGGAAUACAAAAAUGAAUCUUUCCAACUUCCAUGGAAGCUCGACACUCUUCCGAUUUUCUCCGAUUCAAGCCCAUUUUAUCACACACCAAGAAAGCCAGACCCUUUAACACCAGAAGAAGAGCAAAACCUCUGCUUAGCCCAUCAAAGACUGCAAAAAGUUUGCGAGAAAUGCUUAGAAGCCAAUGUCCCCAUGGUAAUUGAUGCAGAGGACACCUGUGUUCAACCCUCGAUCGAUUACUUCACAUAUUCCACCGCAAUCAGGUACAACAAGGACGAUAACUCUAUCGUUUACGGGACGAUUCAAUCUUAUUUGAAAGAUGCCAGAGAAAGAUUGCACUUGGCUUCAAGUGCCGCGGAGAAAAUGGGAGUGCCGAUGGGGUUUAAGUUGGUGAGGGGAGCUUAUAUGUCUAGUGAAAGGAAACUAGCUGCUUCUUUGGGAGUGGAGUCCCCUAUCCACGACACUAUUGAUCAAACACAUGCAAGUUUUAAUGACUGUGCCUUUUUCAUGCUUGACAAGGCCGCGAAUGGCUCAGGCGCUGUCGUUCUUGCAACCCACAAUUUCGAAUCAGGAACCAAGGCAGCAGCGAAAGCGCGAGAACUGGGAAUCGAAAAGGAAAAACAGAAGCUUCAAUUCGCUCAGCUGUACGGAAUGGCUGAUGCACUUUCCUUUGGCCUGAGAAAUGCUGGGUUCCAAGUUAGCAAGUACAUGCCUUUUGGUCCUGUGGAGCUAGUUAUGCCUUACCUUCUUAGGAGGGCUGAAGAAAACAAGGGGCUCUUAUCUGCAUCCACCCUUGACAGACAACUCCUGAGGAAGGAGUUGAAAAGGAGACUGAAAGCUGCAAUUGUUUGAGGUUUGAAAUCGAAGGCGAUUAGUUUCAAGGAACCAGCAAGCUGGAAACUUGAUCAGUAUUGUUACAAGUAUAAAUAAGAACAAGCCUCUGUGUAAUGCUGUGAUGAAAUCUCUUUGUACAUGCCCGUUUGGAGUUAUGAAUGGAUUUUUCGAUUUUCAAAAUAAAGAAGAAGAAGAAGAAGAAGGAUCGUUGUAGCCGGUUCCAAAUACUGAGAAGAUUUCUCUCAUAUGAUCUUUAUGUGACACAAAAUAAAACUCAUUACGAUUUCAUCUAA
Molecule: messenger RNA, 1800 nt
Organism: Rhododendron vialii
Lineage: Eukaryota; Viridiplantae; Streptophyta; Magnoliopsida; Ericales; Ericaceae
Product: proline dehydrogenase 2, mitochondrial-like
Exons: 4
Coding region: 92-1525 (477 amino acids)
Cellular component (GO): mitochondrion
Molecular function (GO): FAD binding; proline dehydrogenase activity
Source: RefSeq, a predicted model, not a curated record